GUUUCGGGGAAUAUUUAAAACAUGCUCUCUAGAAUUUCUUGGCCAAGGUCCACUAACAUCAAAGCUCCUUGAACUUGGGAUUUCCAGGCAUUGCUGAGGAGCAUUUCUAAUUAUAAAUUUUCAACAACAUUUAGAUAAGACCAUUUACAGUAAGUCUUUUCACAUCUUCUUUCUUCAGGGACUGAAAACUGCAACUAUUAGUAAAAAUGACUCACAGAUUAAUCAUCAUGCUAAGCCUGGUGGUUCUUUAUAGCUCCUUUAUAAUGCGAAGAAAAAUAUGUUACUGGCAUUUGGUACAAGAAUGGCAUUCGUGACCCUCAUCAUACAUGGUGAGCCGGAUGCUUACAGAACACUUUCGCACAGAUUUCCCCAGAGACUGCUGGCAAGAAAUUCCCCAGAUUUGGUCUUGGCAAGUUCAGUUAGGAGACAUCCUUGUAAUUUCUUCUGAACCACCUCUUCUAUUUCCAGAGAUAAAGUUAAUAAAUGUUUCUGAAACAUCUUUCUACUGUAUGCAAAAUACCAGAGUUGUGUAUCAGUUACUUUUUGAUUCCAAAUUUCAAGAGAUGCACCCUGUUAAUCCUCCAUGGCUGAAUGUUGAGGCACAUUAUUUUAGUACAAGUAAUGGUAAAUAGUCUAUCACUUUGUCAACAGGGACUUCAACUGAAUGUGUCAGUGAACAGCAUUUCUGCCAAGAAUCUCUAAGUGCAGAAUUUUGCUCUGGACACAGUAAAUGUCUUAGUGAAUUGUAGAAGAAGAUAUACAACUGCCAUUGUCAACCUCUAUUUUCUGGAAAAUACUGCAAGAACAAUGGCAGUUGCAUUAAGAGCAAGCGAGUUUAUCAAUGCAUCUGUCACCCAUAAUUUACAGGAAGAAAUUGUUCAGAAAUUAUCUGCCAGCAUCAACCAGGUAAUUGUUACCACAGAAACUGCCCCAAAAGAACUUCAUUUGUGAAUGUGGUGAAAGAUUUUCGGGGCCUGUUCCUCAGCCAGCACCUUCUGCUGCUCAUCCUGGAGUUCAGCAAGUUCUCCCAUCACCUGCUUAUCCUUACGGUCCUCAGCAAGCUCCUCCGUGUCUGCACCAUCAAUGUGCAGACCCACACUCUUGCCCAUGGACACAACCUCCUCCACUCCCUGGUGGCAGAACCUUCAGAGUCAUGGUCAGCAACACAUUCUGGUCUUAGCUUCCUCCAGGGUGGACAGCAGGGCUGGCUGAAAGCAUAUAAGACCAAUGCAAACCUCAAAACCCAGAUAAUAGCCAAGUGUGCAGAUGCACAUGCACCUUUCGAGGGUGAAAUAAUCAGUGAAGACAGAAAUGUGGACGUUCUGAAGCAGCAGCGAGAAGACAGCAGUUGGACUUUGGAGAUUUCCAACGAUGGAAGACCAGUCUCAGCCCCCACAUCCAGAGGCCUAGAUCAGCUCUACACCCUGCACAUCUCUGGGCAUAACAUGGACAUUAUCACAGGACUGUGA
Messenger RNA from Cavia porcellus (domestic guinea pig), 1469 nucleotides. RefSeq names its product eyes shut homolog (gene Eys). NCBI's taxonomy places the organism in Eukaryota, Metazoa, Chordata, Mammalia, Rodentia, Caviidae. The record is from RefSeq and is a predicted model, not a curated record.